AUUCGGACCACCAGUCUCUCGACCAAGCACCAUGUCGGCACGGGUACGGAUAUCUCUGUCAAAUCUCGCUCCGGGUAGGAACUCUCAGCAUUCGCAAAAACGCGUCGGAAGAGGUCAAGGCUCAGGUUAUGGCGGCACUGCCGGUCGAGGCCACAAGGGUGCAAAGGCUCGCUCUGGUAAUGGUAAACCCAAGUCUGGCUUCGAAGGCGGCCAGACUCCCAUAACAAAGCGGUUCCCGAAGAGAGGCUUCACCAACUUUAACGACAAGACGUAUGCGCCAAUCAACCUCGACCGUAUUCAGCACUGGGUCGAACAAGGCAGACUCCACUCUUCGCCGGAAAAGCCUAUAACGGCCCGCGAGCUUCUUGUUAGUGGCUGCGUGCACAAUGUCCAUGACGGGAUCAAGCUCCUGGGAGAUGGCGCCGCAUUCUUCAAGACGCCUAUCUACAUCACGCCUUCGAGGGCCUCCCAAAGCGCGAUUAAGGCUGUAGAGGGAAACGGCGGCUACGUGUUUUGCAAAUACUAUAAUCCUCUGGCUCUCCAGGAUUGCGUAAAGGGACGCGACGACCGCACGUCUGCUACUCCAACGCGGCGGUCGGACAUUGUGUGGUACACGAAGUGGCGUAACAGAGCUUACUUGUCGCCUGAGGCGCUGGGCAAGAUGCCGGAGGGGAUCCAGCAGGACCGCUGGAAAGAACUUUCCAAGCAGCUGCUCAAAUUCAAGGAGCAGACCUUCGACAUUAAGAAAUAGCAUGCACUAUAUACUUGUCCGCCCCCUACAUUAAUUAUAGCUCUUAACAAUGACUACGUCUCCAUUCUGUCUGGCGAAAUGCUACGACUGCGCGACCGAUACGACGUAGCAGAGCCCACGGACUGGGAUCGGGACCUCGAUUUUGGCCGCAUGGAUGCUCUCGACGGGCUCCGGCUAUUCCGUGAGUCAGGACUCCUAGGUGACCCAACGCUGCCAUCGGGACUCCGAGAACGAGACUUGGACCGACUGCUGCUCCUGCUGGAACUACGGCUCCGGUAGCUUGCUUGAUCAUCCUUGCCCUCCAUGGCAUCGAGGAGACGGCUCUUUCGUGGACCUAUCUCGCCGUUCUCCUCCAGCGUAGUUCGUUUGGCUAUUCGGGGUAGAAUGAUGUCGCAUACUCUCUCUUCGGUAAGAAGGGAGUGAACGAAUUCAUCCAUGUGUAUUAGCGCAUACCCCGCCAUGUCUCGUUGUCGUAGUUUCCGAUAGUCUUUUAGCAGUGGUUCCAGCAGCUCGUACACGUCCACGGCUCUGAAUGUCAAUCGAACAUAGAGGGCUGCUAGAGCUCGCAAGUACUUAAACUCGUCCGCUUGUAGAUACUCUACCAGUAUUUCUUUUUCUGGCUGGAGCUGCAGUAGCUUCAGAAGCAGGCAGAUGAACUCUGUGGGCCGCUGGUUCCCGUAGACGCCUCCAAUGCAGUGAACAUCAAUUGCCUGGUCAAUGAGUGUUUCGG
Messenger RNA from Coniophora puteana RWD-64-598 SS2, 1481 nucleotides. RefSeq names its product ribosomal protein L15. Gene Ontology annotation, biological process: translation. Gene Ontology annotation, cellular component: mitochondrial large ribosomal subunit; ribosome. The record is from RefSeq and is a predicted model, not a curated record. NCBI's taxonomy places the organism in Eukaryota, Fungi, Basidiomycota, Agaricomycetes, Boletales, Coniophoraceae. Gene Ontology annotation, molecular function: structural constituent of ribosome. The transcript has 7 exons. Bases 32 to 751 code for a protein of 239 amino acids.